AUGAGUCUGGACCCAUCGGGGGCUGGUCGGGGUGGAUCCUGCACAUCAGGGACAUCAAGGGCAUACGCGGUUUCGUCCAGGCGCUUCACAGGAAGGCAAAAGGGCGAUGGCACGGUGUACCUCAGCUUCCGCGCCUCGGACGCGCCCGUCAGCGCGGUCCACACGCGCGGCAUCCCUGUGCAGGCGACGGUCGACAAUGCGGGUGGGGUGCACAGCUUCCUGGGCGAGACCGUGUCCCUGAACAUCAGCAGCCCCCUCACCCUCGUGAUCGUGGACGUGAUGUUCCAGCAGAAGCUGGGCGAGCAGCCCGAGAAGGAGGGGUGGCGUCGGCGUUGUGGGACCCGUGGUGCGGAGCUCUGCUCGACAAGUGCUUCAACAACUGGGAGCGCUGCAACCCGCAGAACCUGCGAAAUGUCCUCUGGAACCCGCGGGACCUCCUGGGUGCGGGCGGGCACCCCGAGCCAGGCACCUACGUCGGCUUCGAGCUGA
Messenger RNA from Prorocentrum cordatum, 489 nucleotides. The record is from the annotation of a GenBank genome assembly. Lineage: Eukaryota; Dinophyceae; Prorocentrales; Prorocentraceae.